Molecule: messenger RNA, 2768 nt
Organism: Cydia pomonella (codling moth)
Lineage: Eukaryota; Metazoa; Arthropoda; Insecta; Lepidoptera; Tortricidae
Exons: 1
Coding region: 184-780 (198 amino acids)
Source: RefSeq, a predicted model, not a curated record
UGACGUCAUCGUGAUAUUAAAAGGCAAAUAAACUCGAUUUUAUUCUACAAACAAUAAUGAGCAAAAGAAAAUGUAUUUAGUCUUAAUAAAUUAUAGUUUUAUGUGUCACUUUAAGAUAGCUGGUUAAAUUGUAGUGGUUAACAGUUAUUCAAGUGCCGAAACUUACUAUAUCCUGUACUCUACAUGAGUGUUGAUGUCGAGGAAGCUAACGAAACGCAACAACUGAUGCAGAAUGAGGGUGAGGAAGACGAGGCGAAGAUCACGCAGUCCGCGACGUCGCCUGUGACCAGCAACAAGAUGUCCAGCGGCGCCGCCAGCCUCACCUCUCGGACCCCGGGGCAGGCGUUCGCAAGCACGGGGAACAGUAUCAAUGGUUCAACUAAGGUAUCCAUUGUGAACGAGAGGCGACUCCAUCGGGACCUGAUGCGCUCCAACUAUAGUAACAGGCCCAAACACAUUCCCAAAGAAGCGCCAGAUGUAAAACAUAUGGAAAAAGCACUUCUUGGAUUGCUAGAUGAUUUUCACUCAGGGAAACUGAGCGCAUUCAGUGCUGGCUGUAGCAUGGAGCAGAUGAUCAACAUCAGAGACCAGCAGGAGCACCUGGCACGGCUACACUUCCGCCUCUGCGCCGAUGUAGAGAAGCCAACAGAAGACAGUUUUGACAAAUCUACCUCCAGAUUUAAGAUGACACAAUUAGUUCAAAGUUUAGAACAGCUCUCGGCAUCCAUUGAACACUUGCAUUCAGACGGUAAUUUUAGUGCAACUAGCAGCAAUAAAUAAAUAAAUGUUAGUCCUACAUUGCAAACAGGUGUAAUGUGAAUGUGGUAGCAAGUUAAUCAUAUUAAAUUUACUGCUAUGAUCCUGCACAUGUGUUGCUUCCCCACGCUAGCGUUUUUUUAACGUCAGCAUCUAGUCAGCGCCUAGGAAAAUAUUGACACUGUGCAGAUAUGCCAACAUUGCGUUGAGCAGCAGCCAUAGAGUUGACUAGACAUUGAUGCCAGUAUGGGCUGUCUCUUAACCUAUUCAGCCCUAAUCAUGACACAUUGUCAUCUACAAAGUAUAUCCACUACAUACCAGGAAACCCAUGUUAUUGGCUACAACUGUAGUAGCGGUGAAUGUGUUAAAUGAACUUGUGAAUUAUAAAGCGCUGAUCUUUAUAAUGUUAUUUAUGUAAAUUGUGGUUAUUCAAUAUGUAUUGUAAUCACCAAGACUAUUGAAACUAGCUUUUAGAAUUACGUUAUCAGUAAAUUCGGACAAUAGAAGCAGUAGAUAAUUAGAAUUUGUAUCUUGAAUCGACAAUAUUAUAUUAAGUAGGUACAAUCUCUUUCAUUCUAAUCUUCUCACAUUUAGAAAGAAGUUUGCAGUACAUAUGGUGCUACUUUCCCGCGCGCGCUGGAUUAGGCAGGUCCACACAGAGCAAGAAUACGCACGAGGCAAAUUCCUCACGCCCAAACCAGCCAGUGUAGACGUGCCUCAAGCGCGCGUCGCCUAAUGAGCACUUUCCGUGCAUAUGUCGAAACUUUAAAGAGCCAUAUGGACUGUAAAACAUUGUAUCAUACACAUGUAUCGAACACUUUUUGGCAACUUUGAGAGCAAAUUGUUAAAUUACACAAAAGAUGACUUUUGUAUUAUUUUUAUAGGAGAAGAGAACUUCAAAAAAUCACAAUAUUAUGACAAUUUAGUUUUAUAUAUAAGACAUAUGAGAUCCACAUUAUCGCAUACAAAUGUUAUUUUAUGUUGUCCAACCUAUAAUAUUGGCUACUUUAAUAAUAUGUUUAACUGGAGGGUUGAAUUCUUUAACCACCUAUGACACGCAGAUAAUUCAAAUUAUGAAUAUGUUUAUUUAUUGGACAGUAACCGAAACCUGGCAUAUGAUCAUGAGAUGUUUCACUUAAAUUCAGGUCGUAUUAAUAAAUAUGGUUUAAAUGUAAUUUUUAGAGACUUACAGACAUUAAUUGAAUUAGUUCAGACUGACUGAAUAAGAGUCUAAUUGGACAUUCAUACCGCAACAGCACACAAGACUCAGAGUUUUUUCGUGACUAUUACUAAUACACGUAAUGAAUCAAAUGGUUCCAACGAGCUGACAGUAAUGCACCAAAAUAUAGGGGGACUAAUAAACAAGCUUGACCAGAUUCAAAUUGCAUUACACGAUUUCUACUCAAAAAGCCAGGAGAUUGAUAUAAUCUGUCUCAGUGAAACUUUCUUAAAAAAAGGUUCAGAACAAAAUGUCAAAAUUGAAAAUUUCAAACAUGGAGCAUUUUAUAGUAGAAACGCCUGUAGGGGUGGCACAGCUAUUCUCGUAAAUAAAAAUUUACAGGUCAAACAAAUAGAUUUUCAGUCGAAAUUAGCCACAGAUUAUUAUUUUGAGUGUUGUGGAAUCGAAAUUAUUGGAUUGGAUGUAGUAAUCAUUGUUAUUUAUAGAAUUCCAGUACAAACGAAAUCUCAUGUUGGGAUCUUUAUGCACAAGCUCGAUAUAUUGCUAUUCCAAUUACGGAGACUGGAAUAUUGAUGUUAUAAAAGAUAGUCAGUUUGCAAAGGAUUUAAAAAGUACACUGGAAAAUUAUAAUUUUACAAUGCACAUAAAUUCCCUCACCAGGAUAAAUACAUGCAUUGAUCAAAUAGCCAGUAACGUAGCUAAAGUUAAAGCUUAUACACAUCAGCUAUGCUUAUGGCUCAGACAAUUGCUUUUAGUGUCCAACGAAAAAAUAAAUGUCUGACUUGGUUUGCUUACAAAAGAGAUUUUAAUAAAGGUAAUAUUGCCAAAUUUA